Molecule: messenger RNA, 1074 nt
Organism: Cryphonectria parasitica EP155
Lineage: Eukaryota; Fungi; Ascomycota; Sordariomycetes; Diaporthales; Cryphonectriaceae
Exons: 3
Coding region: 1-1074 (357 amino acids)
Source: RefSeq, a predicted model, not a curated record
AUGGCUCAGACCAUGGUCAACAUCACCAUCCAGCUUGAGCACCGCCUCCGGAUCUUGCGGGACAGCGCUCAGGCUGCUGAUCCCACCAAGUCUCCGGCUGAGCUUGCAUACGAGCUCCACAUGAAUGGCACCCCCAUCCCCCACGACGCCGAGGUGAUCAUGGGCUCUCAGGGCGCGCGCCUCGAGUGCCACGGAAUCGUGCUGGCGUGCCAGUGUGACAAUGUGGACGCCCAGUUCGGCUUCCCUCAGGGUGGAGUUCCCUCGAUCCUCCACCUGCCCAACAUCGACUCGGCCGAUUACCAGAAGGCGGUCAAUACGUUGGUGUUCCUUCUUUACCUGGAGGAGAAUGACCGUCCAACUGCCGCGCAGAUCAACGCGGAUAUUGAGAUCCAGGGCUUCAACCCUCCCCUGUUCUGGAUCGGCUUCACGCUCGGCCUGGAGGCCCUCUGCCCCAAGGACCGCACCCUCGAGCGUCUGCCCCUCCACGGCUACCAGGACCUCGUCGACACCAAGAUGCGCAUCAUGUUCCAGGCCGUGACCCCCAUCGGCAACCGCGGCCCCAUGGAGUGGCUCGCCCAGGACCUGCAGAUCGACCUGGUCGGAGAGGGCAUCUGUGCGGCGGUGCGCUCCCUGGAGCAGCACAUGGGCCAGCUGGUCCACCUCGCCAACCAGGGCCCCCAGCUCAUGGUCGAGCUGGCCCGCUUCUGCCUGGCCGUCCAGGUCCGCGCCCAGGACUGGUCCCCCGCCGACAAGACCAAGUUCCGAAACGACCUGGGCUUCCUGUGGGACCCCGCCCGCCACCCCACCUUCCUCAACGCCUACCUGAACCUGAACUUCGCCUGCCGCGCCGUCCGCAUGGACACCAUCAUCGUCGUCCGCAAGAACAGCCACGACGAGACCUGCGCGUGCCCCUGCGUGCGCCGCUGCGACAAGAUCAGCCGCAACAGCCUCGUCCGCCGGGGCCCGGGCAACCCCCAGCCCUACGUCCUCGUCAACCCCUUCGACGGCGGUGCCAAGCUCGUCUGCCAGCACUGCGACCAGAACUGCGGUCGUAUGCCCUGGCGUAUCAUCUGA